Molecule: messenger RNA, 915 nt
Organism: Melanotaenia boesemani (Boeseman's rainbowfish)
Lineage: Eukaryota; Metazoa; Chordata; Actinopteri; Atheriniformes; Melanotaeniidae
Gene: irak1bp1
Product: interleukin-1 receptor-associated kinase 1 binding protein 1
Exons: 4
Coding region: 76-822 (248 amino acids)
Biological process (GO): immune response; canonical NF-kappaB signal transduction
Source: RefSeq, a predicted model, not a curated record
GGAAGCAGCCUACAAAUCCCGAGGAGCAUAUCGCCUAUUGCUAUAGCAGCGGGAAGUUUUCCGCCUACCUCAAACAUGAACAUCCCGAGUCGAGUUUUCACCGUGAUACCACCGGCUGUCGGACGGGAAUAUUCCGGUAAUGAAAAAGAGCAGGGCCUGGAGGUAAGAACAGGUCAUAGAGAAAGCUCCACUACACGGCCGAGGGAGGUCCAAGUCACCGGGGUAGCGGAGGUUUCUUCCUCGGCGGACCGAGCGUCUUUACGGAUCAGUGUGAGCAACACCAAGGAGUCUGUCAACGAGGUGACCAACAGCGUUUCCCGGAGACUCGAAUACAUUUUACAGACUCUCAGACAACAUGGCAUCAGGGAUGAAGACACCUCUCUGAGGAGAUUUCUCCACCAUGAAGCUGAUGUGUAUCACAUGGAUGCAGAGGUCAUGAUCGCCUUCUCAGAUUUUGAGAAGAUGGAGCAGAUAUGUAGCAUCCUGCUGGAAAAGCUGGACAAGAGCGUUUGUGUGGGGACACCCCGAUUCUACCACAGUCCUGAAUCCUUGAGUCAGCUGAGGCAGCGUGCUUGUGUGUUAGCCGUGGAAAAUGCUCAGCAGAAGGCCAGCAAAGUCAGUCAGCUCUUGGGACAAAGUUUGGGACCUCCCUUGCUUGUUAGAGAGGAAGAAACCAAGGAGUGGAAAAGCAAGGAGGACGAAGAGGAGGGUGGAGUCAGGGAACAGGCUUCUGCACACCUUCCCCACAUACCUACAGUCACUGCCUCCUCACAGGUGUCAGUCUCCUUCAGCUUCAGAGACAGAAGCAGGAAAAAACUUUAAAGACAUGUUGAAAGCAGACAGUGGAUUUUAUUGUGUUCAACACUUUAUUUCACUGUGGAAAUGCUUGAAUAAAAGUGCAAAAUUUUCUCUUUA